Molecule: messenger RNA, 2614 nt
Organism: Clupea harengus (Atlantic herring)
Lineage: Eukaryota; Metazoa; Chordata; Actinopteri; Clupeiformes; Clupeidae
Source: RefSeq, a predicted model, not a curated record
CAUCUUCUUUCACUUUGAAAUUUCACUCUGCAACACUGUGUGACACCAAUAACACAAAGCUGCCCGUUUGAGAACUGGUGUCUUGUGGCUGUAUAUUUGCCGAUGGCCUGCUGUGAGAUCUAGUAUCACAUGUUCGUGGGGUGGUCCAUCUCCGACCACAGAGCUGCAUAGUGCAAAGCCUAAGCCUUGUGGGCUUCUGCAGGGUUACAGAUAACUGGCCCCCUGUUUCUGAGGUAGGCCAAUGGUCACACCCCUGGUCUUCAGCAGGAAGUAACACAUCAUUCUCUGUAUAUAACAGCCAGAGAACGGCACACUGACAAAACUAGAACUGUGGGCUUGCAAGUCGUACUUCACAUGUCUAGCAGUCUAAAACAAACGUUUACUGGCACACUUCUCGACCAUAAAAAGGGGAACUGGACUGGUUUAAGACAUAAAGGAAAACCACAGACUCGUUUCACAACUAAGCAUGAUGCUUUGCGCAGUGGAUCAGAGCUUCAUUUUCAUCGAAACUUUCAUCAGAGCAACACAUAUCCAGCUCAGGCGGGUUACUCUAGAAAGACUAGGAUGUUGAGAGUUCUCCUCUGUCUGCUGCUGGCACAUCUAAGGACUCCCGUCUCAUCAAUGAGUCUGACACAGCCCAGGAUCUCUCUCAGUUCUUCUUCAGAGUGUCCACUUGAACCAGAAGUACCCCCAAACUCACAGAGGGCAGGGGUCAACAUGGGACCCCAGAGUUUAGAGGUCACCAAAGGUCACAGCUUUUCCAUGUCCUGCUCCACUGACCCUCAGUACCCAGGAGGCUUCUUCCAGCUCCUCUUUAGCGGGUCGAACACCAGGAACGGGUCUGCAGUCAACCACUCAGCCUGCUUCCCCUUCCCUGAGGCAGAUUACUCCCACCAGGGCAACUACAGCUGUGUGUACAGGCUAAAUCACACCUUUGUCUCCGAUCAGACUGAACCAGUGGUUGUCAUUGUCAAAGCACCCUGGCUCCUCAUCCUUAUCGCUGCAAGUGGGUCGGUCCUCCCGUUCAUCCUGCUUCUCAGCAUCUUUGUCAUAUGGAGGCGUUGCCUUGGUAACAGGCACAGGAAAUCGUCUAUCAAUGAGGGUAGAUAUGCCAUGAACCCUGACGGCGAGGUGAGAUACGCGACGAAUGAGCCAGUAGAGGAUGAUGAGAGAGACUACGAGUCACUGGAUGAUGAAGAUACAGGAGAUUACGUGAACACAGCGACUCUGGGUGGGAGCGAGGAGAAUUUAGAUGAAGAGGAAGACUACGUAAACACAGCAACUCUGGGUGAUGGGGAAGAUGACUAUGAGUGCACAGAGAACUACAGUGAACACAGUGAUGGGGACGACUAUGUGAAUGUGGACCCACUGGGUGCAGGAACGUUCUGAAGAGACAACUGUCUGAAUGUGGAUGUUCUGAAGAGACGACUAUAUGUGCACUUGAAACAUGCAGUGAUGUGGUUUAGUUAAUGAUGUUACCGUAGAGACUCUUUUGGCCUUGCCCACAACUCUUUUGACAUUUCCCUGCCUUCCUGCCAAAAGGCAAAUGGCUCAAAAUUUUAAACCAAGUCUUGUAUUUUGUCCUUAAUUUUAUCAUUUUGACUUGUCUUUCCUUGCAUCUUAUCUUUGGUUACCUGUAGUGUCAUACUGAUGAGAGAGGUACCUUACUGUCUCCUGUAGUGUCAUACUGAUGAGAGAGGUACCUCACCGUCUCCUGACGUGCCCCCACCCUCUCCUGCUUCUGUGGUGGCAGAUAAACUUGAGCAGAGCCAUACUCUGUGUAGAUCUGUUUCUUUGUGUAGUUGGUAAAGUUCAUACCUGUUUAACCUCUACUAGAUAUUUACUUAGGCUUAAAACAGUAGUUUAAAUACCAAAUCACAGAUUGCCUCACAGUUGGAUGCUUUUAAAUGUAAUGUUACAACAUUUUCAUGGCAUGUUACAUUUCUCAUGACACCAAACAAUCCUCUCCUUUACUUCCUUAUCAGGAAAUGUUUAACAGAUUCCACCCAGAAGCAAAUAUGAAUGAAAUGGUGAACUCACAUGAAAUGAGUGGGGCUGUUUUAUUAUGACUCUGUAACAGAGUUAAAAAAUAUUUAAUUCAUUUCAUGCUGUGUGAAUAUACCUGAAACUCUGAAAUGUAUAGAUGAUAGUAAGUGUACAUGGUUGAAGAGUUAUGUCUUUAUUGUUUUCAAUGCAUAGUGGAUACGUUUCCUUUUGGAUGUUUAUCUUUUUUAUUUAGUUUUCAAUCAAGAGGCUGUUUUGCUAAUAUUUGUUAAAUAUGUUUUAUUUAUUUAUGUUUAAAAAAAUAAUAAUAACUACCUGUGGGUAUGAAAUCUGCUUGGUUGAUGUGCAUAGUGUAACUGCUACUGCUAGUGUAAUCCCUACUUUGGCUUGACGACCCAAGAUUUAAUUGUUUAAUAGAAGGACCCAAUAGCUAUUCUCUCAUGACACUUAACUUAAUAGGGUUUGGUUGUGUUUUUAUUCGAGUCACUGCAGUCUGGUGUUAGUUCUGCCCCUUUGUAUCUUUGUUUAAACAUGAAAAUGCUUCCACACUUACUAUGAUGACAUAACUCUGAAGGCUUGAUAAAUAAACGCUGUUACCAAAUAUUACUGA